AUGACAAAUCAGGUCAGUCUACUUGAUAUUAUGCCUACGAUUCUUGACUGGUUUGAUAUAUCGCUCCCGCAAUACAAACUGUUUGGCAAAAAAGUGCGCUACACCGGCAAGUCAUUGAUUCCCUUCACUAAUCAGGAAAGACAUGAAGAGGUGAGGGAUGUGUUUGGGAGCCAUUCAUGGCAUGAGCUGACAAUGUAUUACCCGAUGCGAUCAAUACGUACCCAACGCUAUAAACUGAUCCAUAAUCUCAAUCAUUACGCGCCGUACGCUAUCGACGAAGACCUAUACCUCGCGCCGUCGUUUCAAUACAUACUGAACCGAACCCAUCAAUCGCUACCAAUUUAUUGGUUUAAAACAUUACAUCAGUAUUACUAUAGACAAGAAUACGAGUUAUUUGACUUGAAAUAUGAUUCAAUAGAGGCUAAUAACAUAUACUCUGAUAUGAAAUAUAAUAAUUUUACUAAAAUGUUAAAGAAGAGACUGAGGGGAUGGAUGUCUGCGACCGGCGAUCCCUUCAUAUGUUCGCCGCAUUCAGUAUUAGAGGACACCGGAGAGUAUAAAUCCAAACCAAAAUGUUUGCCAUUAUUUAAUCAC
This is a messenger RNA of Medioppia subpectinata, 594 nucleotides long. NCBI's taxonomy places the organism in Eukaryota, Metazoa, Arthropoda, Arachnida, Sarcoptiformes, Oppiidae. The record is from the annotation of a GenBank genome assembly.